AUGAGCACAAUCCCUGUGGCCAUAAUUACUGGUGCUUCUCGCGGCAUUGGACGUGCAAUUGUGGAAAAAUUCGCAUCGCAAGGCGUAUGCUGCGUCAUGGUCGCAUCAAAAAUGCAAAGUUUCGAGGCUAUUCGGAAAGCAUUACCACCCAUCGUUACGGGGGGCCAGUGGCACCGUGGGAUCGCAAUUGAUCUUAAUGAGUGGCCCAGUUGGGCCGAUGCAGAGAACUUUGAAGGGUUCCACAGGGAAGCGAAUGCGGGUCUCGGGGAACUCCACCAAACACAGAAAGUGUCACUUUUCGAGUAUCCACACAAACUUUACCAGCUGCGGGCGCUUGUAAAUUGUGCAGGUAUAACGCAGACGUCGGUUUCUCUGCGCACAACAGCGGAAGAAACGGCAGCAUUGAUGAAAGUUAACUUUCUGAGUGCCGUGACUAUGUGUAAUAUGGCCGCGCGACGUAUGAUUAGGAGUCGAAAGCACUUCCCCGACGCACAGCCUUGCAUUGUGAACGUUUCGUCAGUGCUUGGCCUGCCCGAUACAACUCCUGCGCCCGGAACGGCCGUUUACAGUGCCUCGAAAGCGGCUCUGGAGCAGUAUUCUCGCGUCUUGGCUGCAGAGCUGCAACCACUGGGCAUUCGUGUCGCUAGCAUCGAGCCGGGGCUUGUGGCGGGCACCGACAUGGUGAAGAAUCUGGAUGAUUCAGCACAGAAACGCCUCGCAAAUAAGUUGCAAAGCCCUGCCAAGGUGACACCAGAGGCUAUUGCUCAGCAAGUAUGGCAAGAGGUGUUCGGGAGCGGUGCAGAACGACGGCGGAUCGCGGGUGGACGAGCAUUGGGUGGGUAA
Messenger RNA from Lachancea mirantina, 843 nucleotides. Lineage: Eukaryota; Fungi; Ascomycota; Saccharomycetes; Saccharomycetales; Saccharomycetaceae. The record is from the annotation of a GenBank genome assembly.